Messenger RNA from Amoebophrya sp. A25, 5151 nucleotides. Lineage: Eukaryota; Dinophyceae; Syndiniales; Amoebophryaceae. The record is from the annotation of a GenBank genome assembly.
CGGUGGCUACCGCGAAACUGUUGUUGCCUUGUUAUUCCUACUUAGGUGAUGUCGUGCAUGUUUUACUACUUGAUAGGCUACUACUAGCACUAGUUAAGCUUCUUCUCUGUCACAUCAAAAAUGAAAGCGCCUUAUGAUUUUGUAUGCGGGUAGCCCUUUUUUACUGGCUUUGUUCCACCUCUACGACCACAGCUUUCUCUUCACCGUCAUUAUUGGCGCUAAGAGUCCUCUUUCGAUCCUCUUCACAAGCGAGACAACAAGAUGACGCCCGCCCAUCAACCAGCUACAAGAAGAAGCGCCUACUUGCUCUUCUUGAAGUUGAUUGUUCAGAUUCUUCUGGUUUGCGGUCUCUUUCUCAGUGAUGCUGCGUCCUGUUUUCGCACCAUAAGUUCUAGUGCUGCUACCACGAUUUUGCAUGCUGCUGCUCCACGGCAAAGGCCCUCGCUGAGUCUUCCGGGAAUCGAAAAACGAGGUCGGAGUGCUGGUGGACGGGCUGGGUCUUUCGGUGAUGGCGCUCCUGGGACUAGAGGAGGUUGCGACGCCUCGCCAACAGACGAAUCUGGGCAGAGAGGUUAUGUUGCUGGAGAAUAGCAGAGCGAGACUAGCGAAAAAAGGCGUCGAGACGCGUCUCUUUUCUUAGUCAGCCGAUGUUGUUCCUGAUAGGUAAUGAUCAACAUUGAACAUGUUGAGUAAAUAAAACGAGGAGGACCUUAUUAAGAUAUGAUGUUGAAAAUUGUGCAACUAGAGCAGCUCCUACAUCGAUCUACGAUAUUUGAUAUCUUCUAAUAGCCUUUCUUUUGUGGUGCACGUGCAGCAGGAUCUUCAAGACCGUCCACGACUCUUUCGACUCCCGGGGCUCCUCCUGCAUCGGUUGCUGGUUCGAGCAUAGAGCUGGUGCCCGUCGGCGGCUCGUCUCUCGAGGAAGAAGACGUCGUCGUCUCAAGCAUAGUCAGAGAGGCGGUAGCCAUGUUGGAACGAACCAACAUCGUGGUACGAGUUACAACCCGUCAUGCUCGAGGCACCGAAGUAGGAGGUGGCACAAGAUCAAUAAGCUCUAGCACAACCGGAAGAAGUUUAUCAAGAAUACCAAGCACAUUUUUGUUAUUAGGGGGGGAACGUCGACGAGAACAAGCAGGUGCAGGUGGACGUCAAGGUCAAUCUCCACCACCGCAAAAAAAUUAUCAUCAAAAUGACCACGCGGCAGGUGCAGCAGGUGACCAAUAUCAUUGUAUGAUGCGACUCAUUUUUGAGAACCUCAGUAGCUAUAGGGGGAUGUCGUUCCACCUAAAACUAGAUAAGAAGGGCCCAAAGACGGGGAACGACAUUCCACCCUUGUCGGCAUUCUCAAUGAGUGGAGGAAGCAUUCAAUCAACAUCAACCAAGCAGCAGAAGAAGCUCCUCAAAUACAAUACGAGUCAGUGACGCAGGGGCUGCUUGGCAAAGACUCGCUAGUAUAGAAGCUCUUCGCGACCCGAUGCCUAAGCUUGGACGGAUACGAGAGUGGAUGGCACGUGUACUAGAUGAGCGCCAGACUGGUGUACCAGGUACAGGUAGAACUAACAGUAGUGUGCCUACUACGAUGAUUGGGAGGAAGAUGGUAUUAGGACCUCCUAGUAGAAGUGCUACAACAAGUACAACAAGUAAUACAAGUACAGGAGGUGUAUCAGGUACUAGUAGAAGUAGUAGUACUAGUGCAACCCCUGCUGGUGGUACUACAUCCACUCAUGUUAUUAGUCCUGGUGAUAGUGAUUGCGCCAGUGCCUCUACUUCUUGGGGCAACUACAGACUCUCUGGUGCUAGAUGGAGUACAACACUAUUUGGAGCAGGUCCAGCAGCUCCAAAGGGAAAGGAUUCCACGAGAAUACUGAUCGAGAUCCCGCCGGGAGCCGUUCCCUCUGACCAUGGAUAUCAGCGGGCGCCGCCACGCAUUAGUCCGACCGCAAAGGGCAGAGAGCAGGACUUGUUUCAGGAUUUGGCUACACGCUUAGUGCAGGCAGUGCGAAGGCGACGCUACAUGAAAACGACGACAGGGACAACAUGGCUAAAACUAGCACGCGAGCUCCUCACGAGUCUGUUCCUUGGUCCCAAGUGGGCCUCCACGACGUCCUCACCGCGUGGUGAUUGGGAAGAGCACCACGAAGGUCGUGGUACGUCGAACACGGUCUUGCUUUAAGGGUGGGCCUUAGCAGGUGAUCUCCCCUUUUGUUUGCUUGCCUCGUCUCUAGCAAGCUCUACUUAACAGAAGAGAGAGCAAAGGCAUAGCAAACGGCAAACAGAGACACCAAGCUCCUACCUCUGUAAUUGUUCUUCGUGCGAAGAGAAAGCGACUCUUCGAAAAGCAAAGAGAGCAGAUCUUCGAGCAAACCAGUUGUAGCACGCGGCGUGGAAAGAGAGCGCCACCGGUCUUCGACGAUAGGAGGAGGAGGAGCCUCAUCUGGUUCGAUACGGGGUACGGCGACAUUCGCCGCAGCUGCUGUUGCCGCGGUCGCGGCGCUUCCACCUUCCGCAGCUGGCGCAACUUCGAAGCCAGCGUCUACCCUAGGAGGUGCACCAGAUGAAAGUGAGACAACCUCUACAUGUUGCACCGGAGGAGGUAAAGGUAAUAUAGCAACACAAGCUCCUAUUGGCGGGCCGUCUUCGUCAUCGAUCAUUCAUUGCGCUGGUACAACAUCACGUAAUGACUGUACUGGUACUCCUGCUGAACAACAACAACCCCAGGCGACGAGGAAACUACAACAAGGUGGUGCAGCACGAGCUGAUGAGGUGAAUCAAGUUCAAGAGCAGGAGCAACAGUAUCAAGAGCAGUAUCUAGAAAAAGAGUGUCAAUAUUUGAGCGAGGAAGAUUUUUUAAGGCUUCCCCGAAUCCAUCUUCUCGAUAGACAUCCCUCAAGCAUAUGCACCCCAGUACAUUCGAGAUGCUGACGCAUAUGCCUGAGGGAUUUCCACAGUGAUGAAUUGGGGAAAGGUCUAAGCUGCCUCGAUCGGGAAAGCAUUGCGUUUGUUGCGUAUUUCGUACAACGCGCGUUGGACGCAGAGAAGCUUCAUUUGAGGGCACAGAACUACAUCUCGAAUAUCUACCUUAAGGGUCGUGACUUUAUUCCACUUCAUCCUCUUCUUGUUGCUGUUAGUUUUCUUGCCUCUCCUCUCUAAGUAGGGAGAGCAAGAAAUGGAAAUGCAAAAGUAUCAAAAAAAACGGGGUAAGCAAUGCAUCGCGAACACCGAAACCCUACCUCUAAUUAUUUGUUUUUCGGUGACGCUGCAGCUCUUCGUCUAGUUUUGCAUCGCUUCUUCGACUGGUGCUCUGAGCAAGCGCAAAAUUUCUCUGCUGGCGGUAACGGUGAACGCAUACUCAACUACCAUGAAGGGCCAGAAACUCAAACCGUUCGGCCGCAAACCUCCCAAACACAAGAAGUCGGAGGACCGUACUUUUGCUCUUCGCCACUAGACUCACUAGUUCCCCGACUAGACAUCGGGGAGCGAAAUCGAGAAGCAGCAGCCCUAGCUUUAGGAGGCAUAGAGAAGUCGAAUUUGGAUCCUGCAGUCGAGGCCCCUCCUUACCCGUCUUGUUAUCCAGCAACAACAACCACUUCUAAAGAGUCUCUUCACGACGUCGACCGAACUUCAUCAAGCGUAGGAGCCCAACAACAAGGAGGACAGCAAGAUAUUCAACGAGAUAAACAGCAGCAAGUAGAUAUGACACGAAAAAGUGCUCUCCCCCUCAGAAAAUUAGCUACUUUCCUCUUUAAAUCCUAGCUAUGAUUUAUUGAGUAUGAGCACACUUUUUCCUGUCAUAGUAGAGGACGAUCUUCAGGCGGAGACGAGAGAGAGAGGUUGGUCCGUCUUAGACGUCUGGAAAGUUGUCGAGCCUCUAUUGGUUUCUGUCCUGCGGAAAAGGUUCGUAGAAAGUCUAACGGGAGCCCCUCCCGCUACUGCUGAGCAUCUAACUUAUAUUAUGGCCUGAAGAAAAUGAAAAAUAGUACGUAAAGGAAAACCAUUCUCCAGCAUUGAGGAAACCCAUCUUGGGAAAGGAAAUGAAUAAUAAAUGGAGUCUGAAACUUGUUGAUACUCGCUUCGCGAUUUUGCAGCCUUGAGGAAAUCCAUCUUCCCCCGUUGCAUCUUGCUCCCGUUUUGAAGUGACAACGGGCAGCAAGAUGGAUGCUGACCAAGAUGGAUUUCUCAUUCCGCAGUUGCUAAUUAUAGUGAGAUGGCACCGUAUGAGAUUGACGGCAUGCUACGAGGCUUUGUCUCUCAGACGUUCCACCGGUGGCGGGCGAAAGAGGAACUUAGAGCAAGUUUGCCCCUACCUUGAGGAAAAGUGUAAUCAUGCGCCUGGUGCUUCAGUGAAUCACUGCCUUGACUCUAUGUUGUCCAUUCUGAUGCCGGACUUAUCAAAAAAACCAUAUUUCUAUUUCUGGUCGAACUAGAAGUUAGUAGAGCUGUUGUAGAUGUGUUUUCGUGUUCAAAAAUACAAUGACUCAACAUGAUAGAAGUUCUCAACAUGCUGCGGCCCAUCAUAUUUGCCUCUGAGUAAGAGAAGUAGACUUUUGUGUUUGAUGGCAUUCUAACAGAUACAGAUAGAGCCAGCGCUACCAAGUUAGAUAUAUUUGGAAGUCGUCAACACAGUUGACAGACUCAGGCAAACGCAGGUCAGAGACCCUACAGCAUCCAGUGUUAAGUAUUUCGCAUAAAAUUUCUAUAUUCAUAUGUUCGUCUUUGUCAAAAAAUGUACAGACGUUCAAUAGAAAGGCAGUUGUAAUUUUUGAAAUCGUGUGCAGUUGUAGUUCUAGUUUGAACUUGAAAUAGCACGCUAAUCAGCCCGAUCAUCUUUUCUCGUGCCCAUCUUCUUUUCUCGUGUUUCACUAUGCCUUGAUAGAAGAAAGCCAGAGGACCUCCUGUACCAUACUUUUGUAGUUUCCAGAGUCAGGACGUUGUUCGCGUUCCUGCUCCGACCACUCCCUGCUCCUAAUUUGAUUUAAUAUCAUUUCCCCUCUUGAGGUCUUUUCCGUCACUGACAGAAUUGCGCGGUUCUUCUUCGUUACUGCGAAACGUAUCUUAGUGCAACGUAUCUUAGUGCGUGUUUUUUGACAUCAUUAAGAUUAAAUAGUAAUUGGUUGCAUACACUGAUACUACUAGGUAGCGCAGCGCCGGGAC